Messenger RNA from Passer domesticus (house sparrow), 3085 nucleotides. RefSeq names its product ER degradation enhancing alpha-mannosidase like protein 1 (gene EDEM1). Lineage: Eukaryota; Metazoa; Chordata; Aves; Passeriformes; Passeridae. Gene Ontology annotation, biological process: endoplasmic reticulum mannose trimming; mannose trimming involved in glycoprotein ERAD pathway; carbohydrate metabolic process. Gene Ontology annotation, molecular function: mannosyl-oligosaccharide 1,2-alpha-mannosidase activity; calcium ion binding. The record is from RefSeq and is a predicted model, not a curated record. The coding region runs from base 35 to 1858 and encodes 607 amino acids. The transcript has 12 exons. Gene Ontology annotation, cellular component: endoplasmic reticulum; membrane.
GCGGGCGGCGCCGCUGCGCUAUGCGCGGGCGGCCAUGCGAUGGCGGUCGGUGGUGCUGGGGCUGCUGCUGCUGCGGCUCGGGCUGCAGGCGCUGCUGGCGCUGCUGCCCGCGCUGGCCCGCGGGCUCUGCCUGCACCCGCGCCUGCCCUGCCCCGGCCCGCGGCCGCCCGCGCUGCCCGGCCCGCCCGCGGGCGCUGCGGGCCGCGGGGCCCGGCUGUGGGGCGCGGCGGCGGGCGGCGAUGAGUACGAGCGGCGCUACAGCGGCGCCUUCCCCCCGCAGCUGCGGGCGAGGCUCCGCGACGCGGCCCGGGGCAUGUUCGUGUUCGGCUACGACAGCUACAUGGAGCACGCCUUCCCCCGCGACGAGCUCGACCCGCUGCACUGCCGCGGCCGCGGGCCCGACCGCCGCGACCCCUCCAACCUGAACAUCAAUGAUGUGCUGGGCAACUACUCCCUGACGCUGAUCGACGCGCUGGACACGCUGGCGGUAAUGGGAAACUCCUCAGAAUUCCAGAAGGCAGUGAAGUUGGUGAUUGACACAGUUUCAUUUGACAAAGACUCAACAGUCCAAGUUUUUGAGGCAACAAUCAGGGUUUUGGGAAGCCUGCUGUCUGCCCACAUCAUAAUUACAGACACCAAGCAGCCCUUUGGUGACAUGACCAUUAAGGAUUAUGACAAUGAGCUGCUGCACUUGGCUCAUGACCUGGCAGUGAGGCUGCUCCCAGCCUUUGAGAACACCAAAACUGGCAUUCCCUAUCCUCGGGUGAACCUGAAGAAGGGGGUUCCUCCAGACAGCCACAAUGAGACCUGCACAGCAGGAGCUGGAUCCUUGCUGGUGGAGUUUGGGAUCCUCAGCAGGCUGCUUGGGGAUUCCACCUUCGAGUGGGUGGCCAGGAGAGCUGUGAAGGCCCUGUGGAGCCUCAGGAGCAAUAACACUGGACUGCUGGGAAACGUUGUGAAUAUCCAGACUGGCCACUGGGUUGGAAAGCAGAGUGGACUGGGAGCAGGGUCAGAUUCGUUCUAUGAGUACCUGCUGAAGUCCUACAUCCUCUUUGGGGAGAAGGAAGACCUGGAGAUGUUCAACGCUGCUUACCAGAACAUUCAGAACCACUUGAGGAGAGGGAGGGAGGCCUGCAAUGAGGGGGAAGGGGACCCUCCCCUCUACGUCAACGUCAACAUGUACACGGGCCAGCUGAUGAACACCUGGAUCGACUCCCUGCAGGCCUUCUUCCCUGGACUGCAGGUGUUGAUAGGAGAUGUGGAAGAUGCCAUUUGCCUCCAUGCCUUCUAUUAUGCCAUAUGGAAACGCUAUGGGGCUCUCCCAGAGAGGUACAACUGGCAGCUGCAGGCCCCAGAUGUUCCCUUCUACCCGCUGAGGCCGGAGCUGGUGGAGUCCACAUAUCUCCUCUAUCAGGCCACAAAGAACCCAUUUUACCUUCAUGUGGGAAUGGAUAUUCUGCAGAGUUUGGAAAAAUAUACAAAAGCAAAGUGUGGCUAUGCCACGUUGCACCACGUGGUGGACAAGACCAAGGAGGAUCGAAUGGAGAGCUUUUUUCUCAGUGAAACCUGCAAAUAUUUGUACCUGCUGUUUGAUGAAGAGAAUCCAGUGCAUAAAUCUGGGAAUAAGUUCAUGUUCACUACUGAGGGCCACGUGGUGUCUGUGGACGAGCGUUUCCGGAGCUCGCUGUGGGAGGACAUCCUGCCUGCAGGGGAGGACAGCCUCAAAACCAAACCCUCCGAGCUCAAGGCUGCCAACUUCAGCUCCAACUGUAACAGAGUCCCUGAUGAGAGGAGGUACCUGCUGCCCCUCAAGAGCAACUACAUGAGGCAGAUCGACAGAAUGGUGGGACUGAUCUGAGGGACUGCAGGGACCUGGGGGCAGCCUGGCAUCCUCUGCACACACUGCUGCCCUUCAGCUGCUCCCUGCACAGGCUGGCUCCCCCAGGUGUCCCUGGACACAAGGGGAUGGAGCUCACUCCUCCGAGCUGGGGUAACCCCCGUGCCACCUGAACAAACAGCUCUUGUUUCAAGGCUUCCUAUGAGAAAUGUUGUUGCAAAUGAAGGCUGAAUAUAUUUUAAAAGGAAAAGAAGGCAAAUUGGCCUGUGCCACCUAGCUACCUCUUUGUAGCUGUGUUACAAAUGUCCCUCAAGAGCAGGGUCUGGUAUUUAAUUUGAAAUGAUCUCGGGGCUUGGGGAAGGAGUGGGGAAGUGCAAUUUUUUACACCAAGUUGAAUUAUUGAAUUUUUCUGACUAGCAAUACACAACCUAAAGGUCUACUCAGGUAGGAACCCACUGGGUUUGCUGAAACAAAACUGCUCUGUGUACUCUUGGAAAGAUCACUGCAGGUGGUGUAAGAGCUGCUGGUAGAGUGUGCCAUCCCUGACACCCACAGCUGACAGAAGCUGCAGGGCUGUGGGAGCUGCAGGAACCAGUGAUCAAACCAAUCCAGGUGCCUUUUUGGAAGGGAAGGGGGGAGGGAAGGGGGAAUUGCAAAGCCACUCAGGCAGAAGUUCCCAAAGUUUCCUUGUUUGCCAAGUUUUAGUGCCUUUUCAGGAGAGAUGCUGCUAAGAACUGGUGUCACAGUACAUGAAGAACAAAUUAUUUCACAUUCCUGACAGGAUUCACAUGUUAGUGCCUUAAGUUCUCUUCCCUGCCAGGGAAAACUGAGCUUCCUUGGGAAGAUGGAAAAGUAUUUCUGAUGAGCUGGCUGCAGAAUACAGUGGAACCCAAAGUCACUUAAAAAGAGGUGUUUGGGAGUUUUUUUGAAGAUACUGGAAAAAUAUCUAUGAACUUUCAGGAAGAAGGCAGUUAAGGGCUUGAGAGAUGACAACAAACUGAGGCCAAAAGAACUAUUUUAAAUAUACUAAGUUGGGGUUUUUUUCCAGUGGUUGCUUAUAUACUUCUAAUUUUUGACUACAGUUGAAGUAGUAGAAUGUUAUUUUUGGGUUAAUGACUUUUAAAUUGAGGCAUAAAUACAAGGGCAACUUGAUCUGCUGUAUUUUCACCUUCUUACAACAACAUUGGUUUUCAUAAACCACGUGUUGCAACUCAAAACAUUUCUAAUAAAUAUGAAGUUUGUGCUGGA